ACUGCGGAAACUCCAGUUUGUUAAAUCCUUUUAGAAUCCUUUCACUGAUCCAAUCACAGCGCUUUACGUAAUAUGACGUCCAAGAGCGCGAAAUGCGAUUCUGUUUACGGAAGUCACAGCGUGUAGCCGAGGGGAGUAUGAUUAUUCAAUUUAAUGUAGCGUUUUAAAAUUUAGUCGUGUAUUUUGUGAGGUAACAACACCGUUGUCGAGGUGUAGCUUUAUUUAAAGCCCAUAUGUCAUGGAUAUUGAGGUCGAUAUAAUUGAGUUUAAAGUCCCUCUCGAAAACAACAAAACUAUUUUCGUUUGGGACAUUCAGCCAUCAUUUUCUGAGGCUUACAUUUAUGAGUCCCUGUGGAGGGUGUAUUCAGCAUUUGGUGCUCUCUACCUGUUGAAGGUCUGUCCCAAUGCCACGGUGGCAGAACCUGGGUUCUAUGCACUGGUGAAGUUCUACUCAUCGGCACAGGCGUCCAAAGCUCAGCGGGCCACUGACAAACAGUGUCUUUUCCAAAGUUCUCCUUUAAAGGUCCGACUGAGCACGAAGCAGAAUCUGUCCUUCUAUAGCUCUAAACCUCUCAGCCUUUCCAAAUGUCAAAACUUGGCUAAUCACUAUCUGGGCUUUGGAGGCUGGUCUACUCGCAUUGUUACUUUGAAGGACAUCUCAAACUGUGUGGACGCAGGGUGCCAAGAAGAAACUGAUGACCAGAGUGUGCUUUUGAAAUAUGGCUGCAUAGCAGAGUUGACCUUCCCACAGCAUAGAAUGAGCUGCCAAGGGGUCGGCGUGGCCGAGGAGAUAAUCGACAACGAUCGAGAUCCAGAGGAAAAGCUGAGAAAACGAGGGACGCUAAUGAAGCGUGCCAAAGAUAAAGCUGUGGUGGCUGCCUUUGAAAAAGUGCUUGUCAUGAUCUUGGGAAAUGGGAAAGUAGCAAUUGAGAUCAAGUAUGAUCCAGAUGAGAUCCUUCCAGAGGAGAACUCUGAAGGAGUCAUAAAAGUAAAUGACAUCUCAUGGAAUGAGUUUGAAGAUGCUGACAGUAAUAUUGAGGAGGAUUUCCCAUGGGAACUCACAGUGGACCUCCCUCAUUGACACCCACUCAACUUUCUCAACCCACACAGUUGUUUUCCAGAUAAGUGACCAGUGAAAAUUCUAUAAGUUUUCUCUUUAAUGUUUGGUAUUAAUGUGUGCAGCGUUACGGUCAUCCGCUGUGGUGGACCUCAUAAUUCAGUGCAGCUGACCACAGAUUCCUCUUCUCCAUUUCCAAAGCAAUUCUCUGUUUUUUAUGUGGCUGAUACUGCCCGUGACCAUGAGGUUGAGGUUUGAAGGUCAGAUCAGAUGUCAAGCCAAAAAAAAGUCAUGUCAUUUCAUAAUGAUUUCAGGGAAUCCAAAAAGCAUAUUUUGAGUACUUAAUACGAUCAGCCUCUUUGUUUGACAUAUUUGCACUACCUAAGAAUACAUUCAGACAUUAAAAUAGGUUUUUGUUUGUUGUGUUAAAUAAAAUAUAUUUGUAGCACUGUGCUUUAGUCAUAUGUGCCUCUCUUUUAUUCAUCACUUUCCCUUGCUGGUUUUAUUCGGUUGACUGACUUUUCUUUCUAAAGUAUAUUUUUAAUGUGUUUUGGUCCAGGUUGAAGAAUGAUAUCAGUAGUUCUAUAAGAAUCAAGUUACCCAAGUUACCUAAAAAUCCCUGGGUCUAUUAUAAAUGAAUUUUACCCACAGAUGAAGUGUUUGUUAAUUGCCACUAGGAGGCAGUGUCUGCUACAAUUCAGUUAAUUUGAAUUCAGUUAAUUUGUCAUGUUUCAUAGACAUAGAAUAUUGCUACAAAGCUAUCAAAGAGUUACCAAAAAUAGUAGUAGUAGUAGUAAUAAUAAUAAUAAUAAUAAUAAUGGGCAACAGUGGGAAGAAUAAAAUACUAUUAGAUCUUUAGUGUAGUAUGUGAAGGAAAAAAAUGUUUCUUUUACUUUUUCUAUGCACUUAUUUUCCUAUAAUAUCUUCCUGUCCUAGCUGUUAUUGUUUUGGAUGAUGACUGAAAUCUGGUAUAACAGGCACGUUUUGUGUUUUUUGCCGUCUUAUGAUGAAUCACUUGUUGUUUUCUUGUCUCAACUAUUAGUCACUUUGGAUAAAAGUGUCUGCCAAAUGAAUAACUGUGAAUGUGGGAAAUCCAUGACUCAGCUGGGAAAAUUUGUAAAUUAUAUAGAGUAUAUAAUCAUUUGUGAUAAUGUUGACUAAUUAGUAUGUUGUCAAACUACAUUACAUACUACAUUACAGAUGUACUCGGCUAUAUUUUGAACCAGUUUUUAAUUUUAGAUUUUUCAUUUUAUUUUCAUUUAGUCAAAGUUUUAGUAUAUUUGUUUGUUGUGUCAUUUUUAGUAGUUUUUAUGUUUUUUCAUGAAUUUUAAUUCAUUAAAGUUAUUUUAGUACAUCAAGUCUAAAUUAAAAUGCUAAAUGUUGUCAUGGCUAUAUGUAUAUUUUGUGAACCCUUUAGAAUCUUCUACAUUUUUGCAUAAAUAUAACACAAAACAUCAUCAGAUCUUCACACAAGUCCUAAAAGUUGACAAAGAGAACCAAACAAAUGAGACCAAAAAUAAACUUUGUCAUUUAUUUACUGAGAAACAUGAUCCGGUGUUAAAUAUUUGCGAGUUGCAAAAGUAUGUGAAUCUUUGCUUUCAGUAUCUGGUGUGACCCCUUUUUGAAGCAAUAACUGCAGGUAACAUAUUUUGUAACCACUAAUCAUUCCUGCACAACAGCUUGUAGGAAUUUUAGCCCAUUCUUCAGUACAGAAACACAUGAAACCUGUGAUAUUGGUGGGUUUUCUCCUAUAAACUGCUUGUUUCAGGUCUUUCCACAACAUUUCAAUUUGAUUUUUGACUCAGGCAUUCCAAAUCAUUAACCUUGCUCUUCUUUAACCAUUUUUUGAUAUAAUUAAUUGUGCGCUUGUGGUUGUUGUUUUGCUGCAUGACCCACUUUCUUCUAAGAUUCAGUUGUCGGACAGAUGUCCUGACAUUUUCCUUUAGAAUUGCUGGUAUAAUUCAGAAUUCAUUGUUCCAUCAAUGAUAGCAAGCCAUUCUAGCCGAGAUACAGCAAAGCAGGCCCAAACCAUGAUACUACCACCACCAUGAUAUACAGAUGGAAUAAGGUUCGAAUGCUGGAAUGAAGUAUUUUUCUUUUUCCAAACAUAACACUUCUCAUUUAAACCCAAAAAGUUUUAUUUUGGUCUCAUCCGUCAACAAAACAUUUCUCUAAUAGCCCUCUGACUUGUCCGCAUGAUCUUUAGCAAACUGCAGAGCUUUUGCAUUUUUUUAUUUUUUAUUUAUUUAUU
This is a messenger RNA of Labeo rohita (rohu), 3308 nucleotides long. RefSeq names its product RAD52 motif containing 1 (gene rdm1). Gene Ontology annotation, cellular component: nucleolus. The record is from RefSeq and is a predicted model, not a curated record. Gene Ontology annotation, molecular function: RNA binding. Bases 239 to 1081 code for a protein of 280 amino acids. The transcript has 7 exons. Lineage: Eukaryota; Metazoa; Chordata; Actinopteri; Cypriniformes; Cyprinidae.